Messenger RNA from Pelobates fuscus (common spadefoot toad), 1578 nucleotides. RefSeq names its product ubiquitin conjugating enzyme E2 E1 (gene UBE2E1). Gene Ontology annotation, biological process: protein K48-linked ubiquitination; ISG15-protein conjugation. Bases 276 to 878 code for a protein of 200 amino acids. Gene Ontology annotation, molecular function: ubiquitin conjugating enzyme activity; ISG15 transferase activity. Gene Ontology annotation, cellular component: nucleus. NCBI's taxonomy places the organism in Eukaryota, Metazoa, Chordata, Amphibia, Anura, Pelobatidae. The record is from RefSeq and is a predicted model, not a curated record. The transcript has 5 exons.
GUGUGAGAGAGUGGCUGGCUGUGCUGCUGCAGACUAACACUCUGCAUUGUGUGUGUGUCUGUGUGUUACUGGGUGCUGCUCACAAGACAUGCUCCAUCUCAAGGCCAGGGCUGGCAAGUAACCAGAGGGCUCUCUGAGUGAGGAAGGCAGAUUGGGCUUGUAGAUCCGUCCUUGUUUUAUUUUUGGGGGGAGGAUAUUGCAUCUGGUCACCCAUAUCCUCUUCCUCCUCCCCUCUCUGGUUUGGUGCAGGCUCUGUGUGUGUGUGUGAUCUCGCUAUGUCGGAUGACGAUUCCAGGGCCAGCACCAGCUCCUCUUCAUCCACCACCUCCUCCAGCCAGCACAUCGACAAGGAGCCAGGCUCUAACAACAACUCCUCCAGCGGCAAGAAGAAGGAGACCAAAGUCAGUAUGAGCAAGAACUCCAAACUCCUGUCCACCAGCGCUAAAAGGAUUCAGAAAGAAUUGGCAGAUAUCACUUUGGACCCUCCACCCAACUGCAGUGCUGGUCCAAAAGGAGAUAACAUCUAUGAAUGGAGAUCAACAAUCUUAGGACCACCAGGUUCUGUGUACGAAGGAGGAGUGUUUUUCUUGGAUAUCACAUUCACACCUGAAUACCCCUUCAAGCCUCCAAAAGUGACGUUUCGGACAAGAAUUUACCACUGUAACAUUAACAGCCAGGGCGUGAUCUGCCUCGAUAUCCUGAAAGAUAACUGGAGCCCAGCUCUAACAAUUUCUAAAGUUCUCCUGUCUAUCUGCUCGCUGCUCACAGAUUGCAACCCUGCUGAUCCCCUCGUUGGAAGCAUUGCCACUCAGUACAUGACUAACAGAGGGGAGCAUGACCGAAUGGCCAGACAGUGGACCAAGAGAUAUGCCACAUAGACACACGGCUUCCCCACCAAACUCAUCUGUUUGUCUGUGAUGGAGAGAGCUGCUUGUUAAUUUGAAGGGGUCAAGGGAGGGUGGGAAUUGAUAAAGAAUAGGGUAUUUCUAUAACAGAUUUUAUUCAGUCUCUUAUUUCCAGAGAAUUUUGUUAUUGUAACUUAAGGUAUCUUUCUGCAGUAGAUCAUUAGACUGGAUGAGGACAGCUUUUUGUAAGGCAGACAAGCUCUGAAAUAUUGGCUUAUAAAAGGAGUACAAAGAAUGUAAAAUAUCUUUUCCCCUCUUUUGUUUGGGUGCAGUAUAUAAACUAUUAGUUUUGUACAGUUACACUGCUUAUACCCUAGGCCUUUGUGUAAAGUAUUUUGUUAUUUCUUUAAUGGACAAGGAGCAGUAGUGGUUAAUAAAAUGUAAUAAAGGAGGCUGCACUGUUCGAAUCUCCAGACCUCACCUACCACCUUCAGAGGUUAUAAAUCCCAGUUCCGGGACAUGAAACUUUUUGUGUGUGUGUUAUGAACUUUCCCCCCCCCCCCUUUUGUAUGUCUAAUAACCAGAGAAAAGACUUGUUAACGAGAACCUUUAGUGAAAUAUACCUUAAGAUGUUUAACUGUAAAAGGUGGAUAAGAAUUACUCAUUGGAUUGGUUAUGUUUGUAGGCCAAUUAUGCCUACGUUUGUUACUGUGUUAAUAAAAGUGGAAGAAUA